Messenger RNA from Physella acuta, 2703 nucleotides. RefSeq names its product sodium/potassium-transporting ATPase subunit beta-1-interacting protein. Gene Ontology annotation, biological process: regulation of sodium ion transport. Lineage: Eukaryota; Metazoa; Mollusca; Gastropoda; Physidae. The record is from RefSeq and is a predicted model, not a curated record.
UUUAGGGUUGAGUUUUAAAAACUAAGCUAAGUAAUGUCACACACAAUCGAUGUGAUUUUCCCAGUGACUGGUCUGUGAGAUCAAAACAUGACAUGAAAGUUUUUCUGAUAUCCCCCGUCUCUGCUAAGAACUGCAGAUACAAGGACUUAUAUGGAAGAGCCUUGAAAAUGAUAAAUAUGCAAGUUGAGGAAAAAUGUUUUACAAAAGCCCUCCGCACGACACUUGUUGUUUUGUUUAUUCUUCAGUUGCUGAGCACUGUAGAGAGACAAGUGUUUGAUUUCCUGGGAUAUAUGUGGGCACCAAUUAUUGGAAACUUCUUUCAAAUCAUUGUUGUGAUUCUGGGAAUAUUUGGAGCUUGCAAUUUUUACAGAUCAUUUAUUAUUGUGUAUGCUACUUGGAAUUUAUUGUGGCUUGGAUGGAAUAUAUUUGUCAUCUGUUUGUAUUUAGAAGUCGGAAUAUUGAACAGGAAUCGGGAGAGAUAUAUUUUAACCAUCGGAACAGAAAGUAAAAGCUGGUGGCUGGAGCAUGGGAUAGGUUGUGAAGUGACCAACUCCAGCUGGGAGGAGAGUGAUUAUGAAGAGGAGGCUGGCCGUAAGAUUCCCCCAGAGUCUUAUGUUGUUGGCUGUAUACUACAAUAUUACUAUGUGGAAGUCAUCCAUGCAGCUGUUCAGUGUUUGUUAUCACUCCUGGGAUUUGUAGCCUCAUUUGUUUGUGUCUACAUGUUCAUAGAGGAGGAUGACCCCAUGAGUUCAGCUAACGAUGAGUUAGAGUUUGUUAAGAUGCGCUACAGAACACCUACUCAUAUGUCAGCAUUUCGUGAUGACAAUGAAAACAUGGCGUUUGAUAACAUUAACCUGACAACAGAACUGUCACCACAUUCCUCCCCUGGCCCCAGGCAGCGGGGGGAGAGGGAGAUGCCCCCCAGCUACGACACCACAAUGAGAAACGCCACAGCCGCCGCCAAUAACUACUACGCCUCCGAGCGCCAGAGCGUGAGGAGCAAAGCCAGUACCAGGUCCAAGAGGUCGACACACCGCCAGACUAGCGGAGGUAACAGCGCCACCUACAGUGAGCCAGUCAGAGAUCUCCCAUGGGUACACAUAACACCCAUGUCAGAUAAUCAAAUGAUCCGCCAUUUUCCAUAAUUAACAGCAUUUUUCCUGAACAACUCUACACAGUGUGCCUGAUUCUUUUGACUCUCUAGAUAGAUUUUUGUAUUGUUUCCUUUGAUCAAAUCUGUAACAAAUCUGUAAUAUUUUUCAAAUGAUCAAGGUAUCAUGUCAAAAGAAUUUUUUCUUUUUUAAAAAAAUUUUGACAUAUUUAUUUUAAUACAGAUUUUUUUUCAGAAUCUAUGGUCUUGUUGGAAUACUCACGUAAAACAGCAGAAAUGUUUUUUUGUGUUCUUGAAACAUGAAUCUCCUUCACUAUGCUAAAUUUGUUUUCAGCUUGAAUGUUUGUUUUCUGUAAAACACAAACAGUUGUUUCUUCGCUCAGGAGAUUUUGUCUUCUAAAAUGUCCAUUUUUCAUAACACAACUAAAAACAAAAUGCAUGCUAAAUUAAGGAUAGUGACAAAUUAUUUGUACUUAAAUGUUGACUAAUCAAAAGUGUUGUAACAAAGUGUGAUAUACAGCAUUUUAAGGCCGUUUUCUUAAAGCUGGUAAAAAGCAUUUAAUUAUACAAUACGGCCAGUUUAAAAAAAAUGCUUAUCUUCGGAGUUUUAUUUCAGCUAGACUUGAAAAGCUGAUAAAAGGUGGAUUUUCUAAGUUUCUUAUUGACAGGCCCUAGCUGAAAUCUUUAGGUGUGUACUGAUCACAUUCCUUUAGUAAGUAGAACAGUCUCUACAUAGGUUCAAAAGUGUUUUUUUUUGUAGUACAUUCCCAUCUGGAGGUUGUGAAACAGCUUUAUAUUCUAUAUUUAAUCUACACUACACCUAUCAUUCCAUUUACAAUGUAUUACUUUGUUAAAACAUGGGGAGGGGGUGGGGGGUGGAGACACAGAUAUCAGAUGUAUUAAUUAUUGGACCUGUUGUUUUAAAAGGUGCAAUUAAUUUUGUUUCUUUUUUAUAACUUUUUUGAUACUCUUGAGACCCUUUUGUUCUUAUAAUGUUGGUUGUAAUGUAUCUUUUUUUUAGUUUCACUUAUAGCCAUUGUAGUGAUGUCAUAAUUUUGCCAUGUAUUAAAAUAGUGUAAAUUUAAAACCCAACAAAUCCUAAAGCAAAACAAACUUUACAGUAAAUAAAAUAAAAUCCUGUAUGCAUUUUCUAUUUAAGUUAAAUACUUUCUCAAUCUAUUAAAUGUUAAUCUUUUUUUUUGUUAGCUUUCCAUGUCAACUUUAUAAAUUAUAUCUCCUUUUUGUUAAACAAGUUUUCUAGAAUGUUUUUGUAAAUAAUGUUUGUGCUCAACCUUGAAGCCUUGUCUGUAAUUUAAAAGCAAAAACACUUGUGAUUUCUUUCAAAAUGGUACAUAUCAAUAAUAAUUUUAAACAUAUUUUCCAAAAUCAUGCAGCUUUUUAGUUAUCUUUCAAGAUUCCCAGAAAAAGUUCCCUUAGUUAAAUAAUGACACAACUGUAUUAGAUUUUUUUUGCUUCAGUUAUUUGGGCCACUUAGUUGAGAUAGUUAAGGUAGUAGGCUAACAAUUUGGUCCAAUCUUUGCAGAAAAUUUGAAAUCAUGUUUACAAUGCAAGAAAUCUUGAUGGCUUCAUUU